AUGAAAGAAGAAACGAAGCUGAGUAUCAUCAACGAGUUAUCAUCCUGUAACUUAUCUACAUUCUUAAAGCUUCUCAGAAUUACAUCAUCAAAUACUUGUAACAAGAAAGAACAAAAACGUGAGAAGAUGAUAGAAAGAAAGGAAAGUUCAAGUAGCUUCGGUGAUGGAAGAUUACGUCAAGCUUUAUUAUUUCAAGAGUAA
Molecule: messenger RNA, 201 nt
Organism: Clunio marinus
Lineage: Eukaryota; Metazoa; Arthropoda; Insecta; Diptera; Chironomidae
Source: the annotation of a GenBank genome assembly